This is a messenger RNA of Corylus avellana, 939 nucleotides long. Lineage: Eukaryota; Viridiplantae; Streptophyta; Magnoliopsida; Fagales; Betulaceae. The record is from RefSeq and is a predicted model, not a curated record.
CCCCUGGUUUUGUUUCACACGCCAUCUCUGAUCGCGUAACCGACCAUCACUUACGACACUAGUGACUUGACCUCUCUCAGAGGGAGAGAUGAGAUGAGAGAAGAACCAAAACAGAAAAAAAUGUGUCUAAUCUAGCUCUCUACGCGCACAUGUCCACACCCGAUUCCUCCCUCUCCGCCGCAGACUCGAGCAUGGACCACGACAACAAGACUUUACCCACCAACGCCGGCGAGGAAGGCGGCGACGCCGAGAUGUGGGGGACCUUCGACAAGAACUUUCGGCAGGUGCAGAGCGUGCUGGACCGGAACCGGGCGCUGAUCCAGCAGGUGAACGAGAACCACCAGUCGAAGAUCCCGGACAACAUGGUGAAGAACGUGGCGCUCAUCAAAGAGAUCAACAGCAACAUCUCCAAGGUCGUCUCACUCUACUCCGACCUCUCCUCCAACUUCUCCUCCCUGUUCCACCAACGCUCCUCCGCCAAAUCCCCCAAGACCUAGAGUCCCGAGCCCUGAAAUUCUCCUAGAGGAUUACAGUGGAACAACCUACUUUCCUGUUCAAUUCACCAACCCAAAGAGGUAUUUAUGAUCUGUUUGCUCACAUGAAUUCUUGCUUAUGCGCUGUAUGAUGAGUAAUUGCUCUUGUUUGAAGGUGGGGUUGCAUGGUUUUGGAUUUGAUAUCUCAAAGCAACAACCUCCGCUAAGAAGAGGUGUUCGAAAGAUGCAAUGUCGCUUCAAAUUGGUUUGUUAUAUUGAUUGAGCUCUUCUUUUGGUUGUUAAAAGCUUAUCCAUAGUAGAUGGGAAUUAGGGUUUUCUCAAGUACUGUACUGAGCACAAUCACGCAAUCAUUGUGUGGUUUCACUCUCGUAAUGUAAUUAAUAAGUAGUUCUUGUAAUUGUCAUCGUUUCAAUUGAAAUGGAAAAGAAUUAUUUUUUUGUCAAAA